AUAAAAAAAAAAAAAACAAAGAAAAAGAGAGACUUUCAAUCACUAGAGUCUAGAAAUUUUUUCAAAAAAAAAAAAAAAAAAAAAUCUAGAAAUGGAUCUAGCUACAAUUUUCGUAUCUCCUAUACUCCAAGAUCUAAUCCCCAAGCUGUUAACUUAUUGUUCUGAUGAGUUCAAUCUUGUUUGGGGUUGGGGUGUCAAAGAUGAUCUGAGAAAGCUUGCUCAGACAUUAAAAAAAAUUGAAGCUGUGUUGCAUGAUGCUGAGAAGCGGCAGGGAGGAAAUGAUAAGCUAGUGAAAAUUUGGUUGGGAGAGCUCCAGGAUGUGGCCUAUGAUGCUGUGGACAUUUUUGACGAACUUCAUAUUAAAGAUCUUGAACAGAAAAAGAAAACUGUAAGUAAGGUCUUCCCCUGUUUGCCCUUAAAACCAUUUGGGUUUGAUUAUAAGAUAGCUCUUAAAGUCAAAGAUGUCAAUGAAAAGUUGGAUCGCAUCACCAAAGAUAUGGAGAGAUUCAAUUUUACCAGUCAGUUCGGGAGUAGUAGUACUUCUGGUUCUAAUAUUACUGUUAUGAAUGAAAUUCGAGAAGAAACAUCUUCACAUAUUAGUGAUUCAUCUGCUGUUGUGGGAAGGAUAGAUGAAAAAUUGGAAAUUAUAAAACUAUUGAACCAAGAUGAUUAUUCUGUUGUUCGCAUUACUGGUAUGGGAGGGAUGGGAAAGACUACACUUGCUCAGUUCGUAUAUGCUAAUACUUCUGAUGAUACUUUCGUGGUCAAAAAGUGGGUAUCUAUGUACGGGAAAACAAAACCAGAGGAGAUAUUUUUGGACCUCUUGGAGCCCAAACCUGACCGCCGAUCAAGCUUGGAUGAAAUUAAAGCUAGCCUGAAGCAAAAACUCAUGGUGGGGAAAUCCCUGAUAGUACUGGAUGAUGUGUGGACAAAUCAUGGGAUCGACAUAAAAAAGUUGCUGAAAGAUAUCUUGUCUAUGAGUAGUCUAAGAAUUAAAAUUCUUAUGACUAUGCGAAGUACUGAACCUAUUCCUCCGCUAACGGGUUGUCGAUACAAGACCUACCCGUUACAAGGUUUAGUUGAAGAUGAUUGUUGGUCUAUCAUUAAGAAAACCGCAUUUGCACAUGGAGGUGCAGAGGAGACUGAAGAUCUAAUCAACAUAGGGAGGCAAAUUUCGAUCAAGUGUGGAGGUCUUCCGCUAGCAGCAAAGACUCUUGGAGGUUUGCUCUACUCUAAGAAGAACGUAGAAGAUUGGUUAUUUAUCUUGAACAGCAAAAUCUGGAAUCUCCCUCCAACAGAUGAUAAGAUCAUGUCUAUACUGAAGUUGAGUUAUGAUCACUUAUCACCGGAUGUGAAACGAUGCUUUUCAUAUUGUUCGAUUUUUCCAAAGGGUCAUGUGUUUUCGAAGAAUGAAGUUAUCAGAAUGUGGAUGGCAGAGGGAUUCCUUAUUAGUCCCUGGCAAGCAAAUGAGUCUCCGGAAAUUGUAGGUAACGGAUAUUUCAAGAUUUUGUUGCUCAACUCUUUUUUCCAGGAUGAGCGCAGAAACAUUUGGGGGGACAUCAAGUCAUUCAGAAUGCACGAUCUUGUCCACGAUCUUUCAGUAUCAAUUACAGGGUGUGAGUCUCUUAAUAUAACAAUAGAUGAUAUUCCAAAGAUUGAUCAAUCUUUUACGUUUCGUCGCUUAGGGUUACAAGUCCUUCAUUCUGGUGUCUCAACAGCAAUUCCGUCAGAGAUUUAUAAAGCCUUCAAAAAACUACACACUUUUGUUUAUUCUGGACUCCAUGAUGGUGAAGAUGUCUGGGCAAGGCGCGUCUGCACCUUCGGUUUCAUAAGGGUUUUAAAAUUAAGUCACACGGGAAUUGAAGAGUUGCCUAAAUCAAUUUGCAAAUUAAAGCAUCUUCGGUAUCUUGAUGUCAAAAGAUGUAAUAGAUUGAAAGAGCUUCCCCAAGACAUCAGAAAGCUGAUCGGGUUGGAAUAUCUCAUAUUCAGAAAUAAGUAUACGUUGAGUGCUAAAAUGCCAAGAAAGGUAAGCAGAUUGAGUGCACUUAAAAAGUUAUCUGUAUUUAUCGUGGGAGAAGAAGGCAAAGGUUCUGGUAUAGAAGAAUUGAAAGAUCUAAAUCUUCUUGGAGGUAAACUCAGUAUCGAAGAUUUGGGAAACGUAACAGAUGGCACGCAAGCAAAUUUAAUGGGGAAGAAAAAUAUUAGACACCUAGAACUGAGUUGGGAUUCACGGGGUUGUAAUGAUCCUGAUAGAAUUAUCAAAGAUGUUGAGGUGAUUAAUGACCUCCAACCUCACCUAAAUCUGAAAAAGUUGGGAGUUUCACAUUUUGGUGGUUCAGAGAUCCCUACAUGGUUGAGGAGUGCUUCCGUACAUCUUCCAAAGUUGGUAUCUAUCACUCUGUAUCGGUGUAAUGAGUGUGAACACUUUCCUGCACUUGGAGGACUACAGCAUCUUAAAUAUCUUUUUAUGGAUGGAUUUGGAGGUGUCAAAAGAAUCGGUAAUGAGUUCUGUCCAAGUAAUGAAGAAGCAGUAUCAUUCCCUUCUUUGGUACUACUUUAUAUUUAUCAUUACACAAAUUCGGUGAACUCUGAUCGGAGUAGUCGAGCAUCUACUUUCUCUUGGUCUGAAGAUUUGGAGAAUCAAAAUGGUUCAACGCUGUCAACCACGCCAACAGAGUUUCCAUUUCUUAGAAAGUUAUAUUUUCAUAUUGAGCGGCAAGUGGAUGCCAACCUCAAGUCUCUAUCUCCAAAACUGCUUUGGGGGGUUCUCCAGACUUUACUGGUCGCUGGGUGUAAUGAGUUCGUGGGCUUUGAGCAGCAACAUCGUCAUCAACUAGAUCAUCUUUCUUACAGCCAUCUUCGUAGGCUAGAAGUUUUUAAAUGCCCUUCUUUAACGGUAUUGCCUGCAGACUUCAGCGGAUUAAAUUCUCUGACCUAUUUAGCUAUUGAAGAGUGCAGUAGUCUUCACUCAUUGCCAGAUGGAAUACAGUACCUCCCGGCACUUGAGACACUCAUAAUCGGUGGCUUUUCAGAAGACUUAACAUCUUUUCCAUUUCCAGCGGCAAGCGGAUCUGAUGGUGAAAAAUACUUCGUUUCCCUCCGUGUAUUAAAGAUAUGCGGGUGGCCUACUCUAAGUGCCGAGUUGCCGGACCAACUUCAACUCCUCACUUGUUUACAGUGUUUCACUAUAAGAGGUUUUCCUUGUCUAUCGAGUUUGCCUGAGUGGUUUCGAGAAUUAUCUUCCCUCCAGAAUUUGUACUUUCUAAAUUGCAGCAGGCUGCAGUAUCUUCCUUCUGACGAACAGAUGCAACGCCUAACGUCCCUGAAAACCAUAUACAUUUGGAAUUGUCCACUGUUGCUUGAAAGAUGUUCUGGCAAUGAAGAAGGGCAUAAGAUUGCACGCCGCAAACAAGUUAUUGGAUCAUCUCCCUCACUGCUUGACCACAUUCCACGGGAUGCAGACAUGAACCUAGAGCUUCUUGCACGUAGGACGUCUGGGAUAUUCUCAAAUCAAAACAAAGAGAAACGCUGGAUUGAUAGUUGUGGUCGCAAGUGCUUCAUGUUUUUUCCAACGAGUUUCUAUAUCGCAUGGGGGGACGACACACGUUACUGGACAUGGCUUUCAAUAACAGAGCCAUCAGCAGCAAGUAACAAUGCAGAGAUUGAAGUGUCCGAGCUUAUAAACGUAUGUUGGUUUGGCGUGCAUGGGAAACUCGACAUGUCAAAACUCACUCCUGGAGUAAAUUAUGAGGUUGUAUUUAUAGUUAUGCUUCGUGAACGAAGUUCCGGAUGGGACGCACCUGUGAACCUUUGCCUAGUACUCCCAGAUGCACAAAGACUAGUUAAGGAAGUGGUCUUAGAAACCAUGCCUAAAUCACAGUGGAUCGAGAUUCACGUUGGAGAUUUCAAAACACCAGAACAGCCUGGUGAUCAAGAAAAACAAGUCGAUUUUCGUCUGUCUGGACAGGAUACGGUGACCUGGAAAAGCGGACUUUUCAUCGAAGGAGCCAUUGUUAGACCUAAAAGGCAUAAGUUUGCACACCUCAAACAAGUUAAUGGUCAUGUGCACGAUCUUGCAGUAUCAACUGCUGGAAGUGAGUCUCGGAUGCUGAAGAUACCAACAGGUGUUGUUCCAGAAGUAUCAACUGCUGGAAGUGAGUCUCGGAUGCUGAAGAUACCAACAGGUGUUGUUCCAGAAGACAUGAACCUAGAGCUUCUUGCACGUAUGACGUCUGGGAUAUUCUCAAACCAAAACAAAGAGAAACGCUGGAUUGAUAGUCGUGGUCGCAAGUGCUUCAUGUUUUUUCCAAGGAGUUUCUAUAUCGCAUGGGGGGACGACACACGCUACUGGACAUGGCUUUCAGUAACAGAGCCAUCAGCAGCAAGUAACAAUGCAGAGAUUGAAGUGCCCGAGCUUAUAAAAGUAUGUUGGCUUGACGUGCAUGGGACACUGGACAUGUCAAAACUCACUCCUGGAGUAAAUUAUGAGGUUGUAUUUAUAGUUAUGCUUCGUGAACGAAGUUACGGAUGGGGCAAACCCGUGAACCUUUGCCUAGUACUCCCAGAUGGACAAAGACUAGACCAGACACUGGUCUUAGAAACUAUGCCUAAAUCAACGUGGAUCGAGAUUCACGUUGGAGAUUUCCAAACACCAGAACAACAGCCUGGUGAUCAAGAAAAACAAGUCAAAUUUAAUCUGUCUGAACAGGAAACGUUGUUCUGGAAAAGCGGACUUGUUAUCGAAGGAGCCAUCGUUCGACCUAAAAAAAGUAGCUCUUAAGGGUGUGUUUUUCUUUUCUUCGUUUCUUUCUUCUUUUUAUUUGGGGUGGCCGACCAAAUCCCAUCUUGGUUUUCUGUUUUUCUUAUCGUUGGAUUGAGAACCUCAAGUUACUGCAGUAACUUUAUUAUAGCAGUAGUCUUUCUUUGUAUUGGUUUCAGUAAUAUUUUUCUCUAUCUCCGGUCUGCAAUUAUGAUCUUGUGCAAUCCAAACGACACGAGGUGAAACAUGGGAGAUCCACUGACAGGGAAAGGAAAGGCACAACACAACACAAGGUAAAACACAGAAGAUACAUCUGACAGGGGAAAUGCCCUUCUUGAUGUCUCAACUGGAUAAAGUCUGAAACUGCACCUUCACUUGCUGUUUGUGUCUGCAAAUAUUUUCCGUGCGGAAAUACAAUCUGUAUUGAACCCAACCAUGUAAUGGCAACUAUAGUUGAGAUGCACAUAUCUUUGCGCGCAGCA
Messenger RNA from Papaver somniferum (opium poppy), 5241 nucleotides. RefSeq names its product putative disease resistance protein RGA3. The record is from RefSeq and is a predicted model, not a curated record. The transcript has 9 exons. The coding region runs from base 92 to 4780 and encodes 1562 amino acids. Gene Ontology annotation, biological process: defense response to other organism. Gene Ontology annotation, molecular function: ADP binding. Lineage: Eukaryota; Viridiplantae; Streptophyta; Magnoliopsida; Ranunculales; Papaveraceae.